GGUGUUUAUAUACCUUCACCUUGUGUAUUUGAUUAAUUCGAUCGAUGCGUAUGAACAUUGGUUUGAAGCUGGCCCGUUAAGAGUCAAACUUGAAAGCAGACGACCGUGAGAGGAACUUGCAUUAGGGAGGAAAGUGAGAGAGGAAACUGCAUCGAGGAGAAUUAGAUCUCUCGUCCACCGCCCGCUCGAUGGAACCUUCUCCUCUUCCUUCUGCUUCUUCUUCUUCUCUGAAACCGUACGCGUGUGACACGUGCGGGUACCGAUGCUCCCAGAGUCGGCGGUUGCAGGCGCACGCGCGCACGCACACGGGAAAGAAAUCGUACGCGUGCGAUGUAUGCGGUUACACCUGCACCACCUCCAGCGAUCUCAGGAAGCACUUUCGCACGCACACGGGAGAGAAACCGUACGCGUGUGACACGUGCGGGUACCGAUGCUCCCAGAAUCAGCGGUUGCAGGCGCACGUGCGCACGCACACGGGAAAGAAACCGUAUGCGUGCGAUGUAUGCGAGUACAGGUGUUCUCAGCUGAAACAUCUCCAGAGACACGCGCGCAUGCACAGGGGAGAGAAACCGUACGCGUGCGACAUAUGCGGCUCCGCCUACACCACCUCCGACAGCCUCAAGAAGCACGUUCGCACACACAUGGGCCAGAAACCCUACGCGUGCGAUGUAUGUGAGUACAGGUGUUCUCAGCUGGGGAAUCUCCAGAUCCACGCGCGCACGCACACGGGAGAGAAACCGUACGCGUGCGAUGUAUGCGAGUACAGGUGUUCUCAGCUGGGGAAUCUCCAGAUCCACGCGCGCACGCACACGGGAGAGAAACCGUACGCGUGCGAUGAGAACUGGGUGAGCACAGAUUGUUCCAAGGAAAAACGUGAGGGACAGCUGUGCAUUUCAACUUCCUCAAAAGUGAUGCAGUUCCUGAAAAAAUAA
This is a messenger RNA of Priapulus caudatus, 932 nucleotides long. RefSeq names its product zinc finger protein 239-like. Gene Ontology annotation, molecular function: RNA polymerase II cis-regulatory region sequence-specific DNA binding; DNA-binding transcription factor activity. Lineage: Eukaryota; Metazoa; Priapulida; Priapulimorpha; Priapulimorphida; Priapulidae. The record is from RefSeq and is a predicted model, not a curated record. Bases 189 to 932 code for a protein of 247 amino acids. Gene Ontology annotation, biological process: regulation of transcription by RNA polymerase II. The transcript is spliced from 3 exons.